This is a messenger RNA of Fusarium tjaetaba, 345 nucleotides long. RefSeq names its product flavin-containing protein. Gene Ontology annotation, molecular function: oxidoreductase activity. The record is from RefSeq and is a predicted model, not a curated record. The coding region runs from base 1 to 345 and encodes 114 amino acids. Lineage: Eukaryota; Fungi; Ascomycota; Sordariomycetes; Hypocreales; Nectriaceae. The transcript has a single exon.
AUGGAUGGUCCUAUCUCAUUUACACGGGAUACCUGUGUUCCUGAGGACAAGCAGUACAGCAUUACUUGCUUCCAUGUCGGUCAUCCCGGACGAAAGUGGUCUCAGCUGUCUGAACAGGAACGCAGGGACACAGUGAUGAAGCAGUUCAACGACGCUUUUGGUACAGUUGUCGAAAAAGUCCCUGAACCUAUCAACAUAAUUGAGAAGGACUGGCUCAAGGAUCCUUGGUUCCUUGGUGGACCUAGCCCAGUGAUGAAGCCUGGACUGCUGACUGGUGCUGGGAAGUCUAUUCGUAAUCCUUUCAAGAAUAUUCACUUUGUUGGGACGGAGACCUCUAUUGUUUAG